CGUAGCUUCCCUUACAAUACAAAAAUCAUGUAAUUAUAUAUAUAUAUAUAUAUGUAUGAAAUUACAAAUUUGUUCCCUUUAGAUCAUGGUAUUGUGGCCAUGGUUGGAGCCACAAGAUCCAUAAUGAAGAAGCAACAGCAACAGCAAGAACCGGAGCCAUUGAAGUGUCCGUGGUGUGAUUCCACCAAUACAAAGUUUUGUUAUUACAACAACUACACGAAGUCACAGCCUAGGCAUUUCUGCAAGGCUUGUAAGAGGCAUUGGACCCAAGGUGGCGCUCUCUGCAACGUUCCAGUCGGCGGAGGCCUCAAGAACAAACAGCUGAAGACAUCGAAUGCCCGCAAAACCACCACUGCCAUGCCAAUUCAAUGGCGGCGGCAGCAGCAAGGAGCUUCCGGUACCAUCUUCAUUGCAGCAGAAUCCUCUCGAUUGCAGCUACAGGGAGGUGUUCUCUUUCCCGAGUUUGGAUUCGUUCGACACGACCACGUCUUUGAUAUCGACCUCGUUUCAACCACCGAGCACUGAUGACUACACUGGAGAACCGAUGAAGGAUCCGAGUGGCAAUGUUUCACGGACAUGGCAAGUGCCUGUUGCUAGUAAUGGCAUGGACAUGGCAAAUGUGUGGAAUUUGGAUGAUGUUGAUGCACUUGUCUCAACUGACAUCAACAUAUCAUGGGAUGAUGAUGAUUCUGAGAUCAAAUCAUGAUUUUUUGUUUCAGAUUCACCUGAUCUCCAGGUUCUAGUUGUACAUCUUUUGUACACUUUACAUACUAGUUUUUCUCUUAUGGGGGAUAUGUCAUGUAUGUGAGAUGGGGGUCACUUUCCAGCUAUGCCGAGCAAACUGGAUGUGAUGGAAGUUUCUUGUGGAUAUGCAUAUGUCUGAGUACAUGAUGUGGGGCCACUUCUUGAGAAAUCAUUCCU
Molecule: messenger RNA, 921 nt
Organism: Hibiscus syriacus
Lineage: Eukaryota; Viridiplantae; Streptophyta; Magnoliopsida; Malvales; Malvaceae
Product: dof zinc finger protein DOF1.4-like
Exons: 1
Coding region: 52-525 (157 amino acids)
Biological process (GO): regulation of DNA-templated transcription
Molecular function (GO): DNA-binding transcription factor activity; DNA binding
Source: RefSeq, a predicted model, not a curated record